CAGUGAUAAUUUAAACAUUUACUGAGAAUAUUUAACCUCCUUUAACCUUCAAAAUGAAAAAGUAACUCAGUAUGUAUAUUUUCUGAAUUCAAUAUUUUCUUUAUACGACAAGUGAAUCACACAGUAGUUUUUACGUCGGCUGUAUUUGUGAAGAGACUAUUGGACGAAUAUCAUGUCUACGAGGAUGUCUUCUGUUCAGUGAUGUACAAGAAAAAUGCCUAAAUUGUCUAACCCUGUUCGCAAUCUUCGUCCCCAGCUUCGGCUUGAUUUGAAAUGGCUGAAAACAGACAUUCAGGUUGCUUUCACACCUGAUGGCUUGAAAAAGCUUUGGAAUGAGUUGGUAAAAGAUGGAGAAAAACCAGCCAAUCCUACUGAUAUAAAAGUCAAUGCUGCUGGAGUUCCUGCUCAUAAGGGAGAAUCUGGUCAUUACUAUUGUGGGCGUAAUAUCCUUUCAUGUUCAUGCUGUGAUGGACAGUGUGGUCCUGAUGUUGGAUGCAACUGCUUAUCAUGUCAAAAGCUUGACCAGGAAGAACGAGAGCAGAAAGAAGAAGAAGAGCAGCAGUUGCCUGCAGCAGGAACAAUGAUGGAUUAUUGGAUUUGGGGAGAUCAACCAUCAGAAACUCAACUUCAGGAGGCAUUACAAGCAUUGAUCUUGGAGCAGCAUAAGUUAGCAAGUCAGGCAGCUGGCACAACAUUGUCAGCUAUAAGACUGCAACAGAGAUUAGCUGUCUUAGGACGAUAUUUCAUUUCUUUAUCAAGGCAUAAACAAAGUACUGAUGAUGGGAAAAAAGACAAGGGUGCUACUAAAGUUAAAACAAAGACAUGUCUUCAAAUGAAAACAAGAACCAUAGGUAAAGAGCAAGCAUCUCUUGGUCUAGCAAGAAUUGGGGCCCGUGCUGCACUGUCAUUUGCUUUUGCAUUCUUACGUCGUGCAUGGCGCUCAGGAGAGGAUUCUGAUCUCUGUCAAGAGCUCCUUGAAGAAGCUCUUGAAGCACUACAGCAGUUACCGGAAGCUACAUUAUUUGAAGAGACAUCAGUAUCACCUGUUUGGCUUGAGGUGGUUGAAAGAGCAACUAAGUUCCUGAAAUCAGUUGUAGCGGGAAAAGGCAAUGAAGAUAAAGUGUACUGCAAACCACUUGACAGCGUUCCAGUUUGUGACCAGCAUGUAGCGUUAGGGAUUCUCAUGGAACUGGCAGUUCAGCGUGGUACUUUACAACACAUGCUAGAAGCAAUACUAUUACUUUUAGAACUGUGGGAUAAUGGUCAAGAUAAUGACACAGAAGCAUCAUUUACAAGUGCACCACUAGUUGGACUCCUCAAAAGAUUCCAGGAAAUCCCUGGGGCACCUUCUAAAAGUUUUGAGUCAUCCAGUAAACUUUCUGAUGAGAGUCUAACAACGUUGAUACCAAAAGUAAGCCCUACAGAGUCCUUCCUACGCUAUCUUGCUCUCCCUGAUGAUGAGAGUGAAUUUGUUGAGUUACAACACAUUGCUGUAGUUUUGAUGUCUCACCUGGACAGGCUGGCAGCACCAUAUACUCCACCAUCAUCAUCUAAUCAGAAGGCAUCAAGUGCUGCUCUUUUCCAAGAGGUUCUAGGUUUUGGGUGGCUGAAUUGGGAUAAUACUGGUCAUCCAUCAGGACCUAGUACCCUACAUAACCUGGUAGAACUAGGAGUUAAACAAAUAUGUUGCUCUGAAAGAUGUGUCUUGGUACUAUCCAGAGCAGGCAAGGUUUAUAUGCACCCAUAUUCUUCUGAAGGACAGGGGCCAGUAUUAUAUGAAUCACUGUCCAGAAAAUGCGAAAUCACUAAAAUAUCCUGUCAUCCCGAAGGCAAGCAUUUCAUGGCCCUUACGAGAGAAGGAGAGGUUUAUUCAUGGGGUAGUGGAGACGGUGGCAAGCUAGGACAUGGUGAUACUAGUUCCCAUGAUGAACCAACUUUAAUCACGGGACUUGCUGGAAAACAGGUAGUUCAGAUCUCCUGUGGUAGUACUCACAGUGCAGCUGUAACCUCUGAAGGAGAACUAUAUACCUGGGGAAGAGGCAAUUAUGGACGUCUUGGUCAUGGCAGUAGUGAGGAUCAACUUGUCCCCAUGCUAGUUAGUGGUCUGAGAGGUUAUCAUAUCAUAGAUGUUGCUUGUGGUAGUGGAGAUGCUCACACUUUAGCUGUAGCUGAUGAUGGCACUGUGUGGUCUUGGGGUGAUGGUGAUUAUGGGAAGCUUGGUAGAGGUGGCAGUGAUGGAUGCAAGAGCCCAAAAGCGGUAGACAAACUGCAAAGUGUGGGUGUGAUUAAGGUCUACUGUGGUACACAGUACUCAGUAGCACUAACUAGAAAUGGUUCUGUAUGGACAUGGGGUAAAGGUGAAGGUUUUAGACUUGGCCAUGGCUCAGAGGAACAUUUUCGCUAUCCUAAGGUCAUAGAAGCUCUAUAUGGCAAAAGAGUCAUUGAUAUAUCAGUUGGUUCUAUACACUGCAUGGCAGUGACUGAUGAUGGUGAGGUGUAUUGUUGGGGACGUAAUGAUCAAGGUCAGCUUGGUGAUAUUGAAUGUCAGGCCAGACCUGUGCCUACUCAAGUUGCUGGAAUGAUUAGCAAGGGCAUUACUGGAAUUGCUUGUGGACCUGCACAGAGUUUUGCUUGGUCAUCUAUGGGUCACUGGAGUGUAGGUAUUAAAGUACCCUUUGCUGUUGAUGUUAGCAAAAAGACAUUUGAGUACUUGGAUGCAUUAUUAAGAAGAGUAAGUGAAGACCUGACGGGAUCACAAGAUUGGCCACCACCACCACAGGAGAAAGAAUGCAUUGCUGUUGCAGCAUUAAACCUUCUGAGAUUACAGCUACAUGCUGCUAUUACAGAGGGUGUAGACUCAGAGGAGAUAGGUGUUGGGGUAGGAAGUAAGUUACUACAGUCACUAAAACAACAAAUAGUGACACUGGCCAGCAACAAAGGUGUUCUAAAGACUGUACAAGUAGCAGCACAGGGAGCCUUGAAGAGUGGCUGGAUGUUACUACUCCCUACACCAGAAGAAAGAGCAAGAGCAUUGACUGAUCAACUUAUAGAAACUUGUGACAAACCAGCAGUAAUCCAUUCAGGAAAAAAGUUCAUGUCUGAACUGCUUGUCAAUAGCCUGAUGGCAGAUGGCAGCCUUGAGUUGGCUUUGGAAAAUGCAAUAGAAAACGAGAUAAGCAACUACAAGAUCGAGAAAGAUAAAGACAAAGGAACUGAGACAAAAGAUUUUGCAAGCAACGUGCCAAUCCUGCACCUGGCUCAGCAACUCCUAAAGACUUCUAGCACCCAUGUUAGAGCAGAGUUUCAGGAGAUGAUCUUGAAACCUCCUAAAUUACGAUGGCCUUACACCCCUCCUGCUAGAACGACUACUGUAGAAUUGCUACUCAAAUUACAACGACUUCUUAUUGGUAACCUGUUUACUAAAGAAGAAAGCGAGAAACCAUGGUUUAUUAGCAAUGGUGAAGAUCCUCCCCCUUCUAAAAAGCAGAUGGGAACAGCCUUGUUGCUUCAUAAGUACAUAACUCUUCUUUGUUCCCAUGUGGGAGAGGUAUUGCCCAUAGCCUCAACAGUUGCAGCUAAUGGGCCAAGGUACUUUGUGGCAUCAGCUCAGGUUAUCCAAAGAGAAUAUGUUGGGGUACUUUUACCAGAGCUGCUAACUUCUAUUGUACUCCUACAAACAUCUUUGCCAGCAGUGCUUGAAACUGUCCAGAUAAUCACAGUACUGGCUGGAUUGCUUGACAUGUUGGAUAAGUUCAAUAAACUUGCACCUGGAGUAAACAAGGAGGAUGAGGAAGACUUGGCUUGGCCUGGAGGGAUAGGGAGCCCAACGCCGGCUCAUCAUUGUGCCGAUGAUGUCACUCUCAUUAGACCAGCCGAUCUAGAGAACAAAAAUAAAGAAGGAGGUCUAUGGGUCGUUAUACAUGGCAAAGUUUAUGACUUGUCUGAUUUUAAAGAUCAGGCUCCCUGUAGCAAGGAACUGCUCCAGCACUAUGCCACAUGUGAUGCUACACAAGCAUUUGAAGAAGCUCACCACUCAAGUGAAUCUCGUGAAAUGAUGCAAGCACUUUUUGUUGGCAUCUAUGUUGAGCCUGAACAAGAGUUCGCCCUUGAUAGCGCCCUUACAGUGUCGUCACCUCUCAUCGACUCAGAACGCACACUAGCAUUAUUACUUGGUUUAGAUGCCUGUCACCUGUCUCGUUCAUUGCCGCUAUCAGUCCAUGAAGAAGAAUGUGAGAAGUGGACCUCAGCGGACUUCUUUGCAGGCGGACUUGAACACUCUUUUGUAGAGAAGAUGUAUAGCAGAAGUACUGAUAAAGAAACAAAAGUAGAAAAGCGUGAAACAUUCGGCUCCCAGUCAUCCUGCGUAGCAGACCCAGCCAAACCCUUCCUUCAAGCGUUAUCAGAGACUAAAGUUGAAGAUUCAUCAGCUCUGAAAUUCCUCUCCAUUGUUAACCGAUAUUAUAAGCAUAAGCGCAUGGUUCUUCACAUGGAGUUUCAUGAUGACCAUCCAGUUGAGAAAGUGGGUCGUCUGUUGAUGAUUUGUCUGCUCAAACAUCAAGACCUUGGUAAUAUGGCGUUAAGUGUUGUAGAACAAAGUCCUAUAUCACCAAAGUCGGCAUCAUUGCCAGACCUAACAUCUUCACAUCCUGGUCCCAGUGCCUUAUCGGGUCAGACCCUGACAACCAUGCCCAAACCAAUAGCAGAAGUCCUUAAGGUGGUGCAUCAAGCUAAAUGCGCUCUCAUUAAGGCCCGUCAAGAAUCUUCUCGAUCGUACGAGGAAGUUUGCCUACCAGCCAUAGAGAGAUGCAGGUUCUUGUUCACUGUACUUCGACCUGCCGUAUCUACUGAGGUUAACACUUUAACAAGACUAAAGAUAAAGAAUACCGUGCCAAGAUGGGUGCAAAUAGUACGUAAGAUGAUUCGAGGUAAAAGAUCUCUAAAAGGACAAGAAAAAUCCACAACAGAGGAAAAGAACGACUCUCACGAGGGAGACACCACUGCCGCAUCAAAGGAAUCGCAUGAUGAGGAACAAACUACAGAGGACCAAGUCCACCAAGACAAGCCCGUUCACCACCUGACCAACACAAGACUUACAAGCGUAAGGAAAGUGAAGUGGUUAAGAGAAAGAAUUCUGUCCUCAUCAGAAGAAACCGUAUUGAUGAAUCACAUUAAAGACUUUAUCCUUGAAGAUGAACCCAUUGAUAUUGAAACACUGCACAAAGCAUUAGAAAAUCAGGUGAAGCGCGCAAAGCUCAGGCUUCGAGGAGCCGAGAAUAUCUUAUCAUUGGUUGCUAAGGAUCAUUUGAUUCCCUCAGUACGCUAUGCCAUUCUCUGUGGUUGGCAGGGACUUUUAACGUCACGGCCUCGUGCACGGGAUCCCGAACCGCACUGCCUUACCAAUGUUGAUCUUGUACCUCCUUGUGAUCGUGUACAACUCGAAACUACAUACAGCAAACUGAACAUGUGGGCUAUUAAUACUUUACGUGGUUCUGUCCACUUUGGUGACGGGACAUUCAAGAUGGCAGAAGGUCGGUCUAACACAACCCCUAACCAGUACCGUGGUGGUUUGUCCUUAGGGGCAUUACCUGUUGCUAGGUUUUUGUUAGCAGCUCUUGGUGUGCUCACGGCUGAUCACAGAUCAGGUGAUGUGAGUGUCAUCUUGAACUCUGGCGUCGUGGGUCUUACCCAGACCAUCAUGCGCCUUGCUGGACCAUGUGAGAGUGGAGAAGAAGAAGACGCUGCCUUGGCAGCAAUAAUAGAUGAGGGCAAAACUUCAAAGAAACGACCUGUCGUACCUUUAACGGGUCCCGAAGUGGUCAAGUUAAUGAAGAUUGGUACACGAGUCGUGCGUGGACCUGACUGGAAGUGGGGUGAUCAAGAUGGCCCUCCACCUGGCGAAGGUAGGAUCAUAAGUGAGAUAGGAGAAGACGGCUGGGCACGAGUACAGUGGGCUACUGGUAGUACCAAUUCGUAUCGUAUGGGUAAAGAAGGCAAAUACGAUCUUAAGCUGGCCGGUCCUCCCCCUGUACCUGAAAGUAGCGACGAAGAGGAAGAAGACAUGAAAGAUGAUUCCAAGACCGAAAAGACAGAGAUACAAUCAAGUCAUCCAACAGCUCUAAUCAGGCAGUCGUGUUUGUGUUUAAUGCGAGCUCUGGUUAUCACGUCUGGAUUACAUGCAGACGAUGUGCAGCUGACUCGCGUGAGGACCGUUAGUGCCUUGCUACACCAGUUGGUUGCGUUUGGUACUUCUGUUACGGGAAGCACAGCGCAAAAUGUACAAGCACAACAGUUCCGUGACUGGGCAAAGCUUGGAUUCAUUCGUAGUAUUGCGAUAAAGUCUACCAUGCGCAGAGCCCUCAGUAGCACCCAAUGGGUGAAUCUCUUACUUCGACUUGUCAGUGGAUCCAUACCCGAAGAUGAUACGACGUCAACUGCUACGCAUCUUCCUAGACAGGUAUUAGCGUUACGAUUGCUUCGUUCAGUAUUGUCGUCGUGGGAAAGUAAAAGCGACCUUACUCGUAUGACUGACUUGGUUGAGAAGCUAUUUGCUUUGCUAGGAAAAGUCCUUAUGGCUUGUACUGGAACCCUACCUGCACAAAGUAGCAUGAGUGAGAAGGGCAAACGGAGCCGAAAAAAGGCUAAAGCCCCUGCUUCAGUCUCAGCCACUUACAGCAGCACAGUAGCAGAGGAGCUAGUUACUUUACUGCGGCGCCUACACGCAAUGGAGAGCUGGAACCCGCUUGUAAAUGACUUCAUCAGCGAAAGACUUGGAAGUAUUGCCUUGAUAACAUCAUCGAGCACUUUGUGUGAGCAGUCAGAAGCGUCACAGAUGCCAAGCGAAUCGUUUAAAGAUCCUUCAGACCAGGGUUCAGUUAUGGCUGUACUCGCAGUCAUUGGUGGUGUAGAUAGUCGACCUCGUCUGGGGGGAGUGGUACAGCAUAAGGACUGGGGACAAGGCACUGUUAGUCGAAUCGCUCCAAAUGGUAAAGUGACUGUGCAGUGCACUGACAACAGUAAACCAAAAAUAUGUCCUAUAUCACAAGUGAAGGCCGUUCCUGUUUACUCGUUCUCUGUUGAUAACUUACCCAUGUCAGAAGCAACACUAGGAAUCUGGGCAUCUUUAAUACGAUUGGCUGGAACAGGACAGCGAAAAACACCUGAGCCUCCCUCCACAGACUUUGAGCUACCAACUCCACCAUGCCAAGAAAUGACAGAUCCCAGCAAACCUCCUCUCAGGCUACUGAAAUCUGCAGAAACUAGAAAAGUUGAAAAAGUGGAUACGACGCUGCUUCGUCAACAACAAAUCAACCUUGGUCUUCUAAAGGCUGCUCGUGUCUUGUUCAGUCGUCAAGAUAACCUGCGACAAAUUUUGACGCACCAGGGUGGUGACGAGACAGGUAGUAGAACCUUUUCUUUGCGACAACUCAUGGCAGCUGCCAUCAAACCCUCGCCAAUAAAAUCGAUGUUUGAUCGUGAAGAACUGGAAGCGGCUGCUUUGGCCACUUGUCAGUUUCUUGCUACGGAAGCAAGUCGACCAGAAGAAUCUACUCCUCCUCCUCCUCCUCCUCCUUCUACUGAAGAACGCUCUGAUUCACCAUCUGUGGCCCAGCAAACAGUUGCUUCGAAAAAACAUCCAAAGCAGCAUUCGAAACACCAAAAAGGACAAAAGAAAAUUCGAAUCAAGAAACAAAAACCCGCUCCAGUGGAACCUAAAGUACAACAGCUGAUAGAGAUGGGAUUCCCGAGAACACACGUGGAAUAUGCGUUAAAAGAAUUACGUGAAGAAGAUGAUCCAAGAACAGAGCUUGUCGUUGCAUGGUUACUUGAUCACACAGGGCUUGAGGUGCCAGAAAGAGAGGCUGACGCUGCAGAAUCAUCAAGUGAUGAGUCAUCUGACGAUGAUGGCGAUUAUAACAGCGACACUAGUUCUAGCAGCGAUUCCGAUAUGUCCUCCUCAGACAGUGAGGGCACCAGUCCACCUACAGACUUUAAAGUGCGCAGUGAUUUCACAAGUAACGACGAGUAUGCCCGCUAUGUUAGGGAGCAUAUACAAGUGGGGAUGAUGGUCCGCUGCUGUCGUACCUAUGAGGAAGUGCAUGAAGGAGACAUAGGACGUGUUAUUAAGCUUGAUAGGGAUGGCUUACAUGAUCUUAACGUACAGGCUGAUUGGCAGCGUAAAGGAGGCACGUACUGGGUUCGCUACGUUCAUGUGGAAUUGCUUGGCCACGAUUCGUACGCUCAACGUGGAAUUAUUAAAGUUGGUGAUCGUGUUCGAGUGAAGAGCACUGUUACAACACCUAAAUACAAGUGGGGUUCAGUGAAUCAUAAUAGUAUAGGAACAGUGGUGUCAUUAAGCCCUAAUGGGAAAGAUGUUAAGGUGGACUUCCCUCAGCAAGCCAACUGGACAGGUCUUAUCACAGAAAUGGAGGUGGUACCAGCCAAACAUACAGGAGUCACUUGUGAUGGCUGUCACAUGUCUCCCAUCGAGGGUUCUCGGUUCAAGUGUAAAACUUGCCCAGAUUUUGACUACUGCGAGAACUGCUUCAGGAUACGUCGAACCCAUAGACAUCCAUUUUACCGCUUCSAAGAGCCUGGGAGUAUACCAGUUAACGCGGGCAAACCUGGCCGUGGUCGUAAGAAGUCAAGCACGAGUCCUGGAUCUGGAGAUAUAAUCAUUAAAGAAUGGGGUCGCGUGGUGAAGGAUUUGUCAGUGUCGUCACGUGAGAACCAAGCGUACCGAUUGGUAGAUAGUACUGACUCAUACUGGCAGUCAUCUGGUCCACAGGGAAAGCAUUGGAUACGUCUAGAGUUGUAUCCCGAUCUUAUAGUGCACCGUCUGACCAUGACCACAGAUCCAUCAGACAGCAGCUACAUGCCCUCCCUUAUCGUCAUCUCUGCUGGUGAUUCAGUCACGCGACUUAAAGAGAUCAAGACAAUCCACGUUGGUUCAAGUGACUCUCUAGUAACACUACUAGAGGAUGUGCAGGAAGAGUAUCGUUUCAUUGAAAUAGGAAUUCGCCAGUGUAAAAGUAGCGGUAUAGACUGCAAAAUACAUGGUCUUACAAUAUCUGUCCGUCCUAAAGCUGACGAGGAUGAUGUUGCAGCCAGUUUUUCGUUUAUGGCGCUUGAUGAAGAGGACGAUAUGUAUGUACAUACGAGGACAUCGAGAAAGAAAACAUCGGUAACGCACAUUACACAAGAAGGACAAGUCAAGGUGUUUGUAUGGGGACUGAACGACAAGGAUCAACUGGCAGGGCUCAAAGGAUCAAAGGUCAAGACCCCGGUGUUGUCUGAGUUCUUGAGUGCCCUAAGAGUCCAACAAGUAGCAGGCGGCUCUAAAACUCUGUUCGCUGUCUCGCAUGAUGGCAAAGUAUUCGCUUGUGGAGAAUCUACUAACGGACGGUUGGGCCUGGGGCCUCUGACUGGUAACAUUGCUGUACCUCGGCAAAUUGAAGCCUUGAAUCAGUUUGUAGUGAAGAAAGUCUGUGUUCACUCUGGAGGUCGUCAUUCUAUGGCCUUGACUAUCGAAGGCAAGCUGUUCUCUUGGGGAGAAGGAGAUGAUGGAAAACUUGGACAUGGAAAUAAAACCACAUAUGACCGUCCUAAGUUAUUGGAAUACUUCAAGACCAAAUGUGUGCGUGACAUGUCUUGUGGUAGUUCUCAUAGUGCUGCUAUCUUGUCUAAUGGUGCACUGUACACAUGGGGUCUGGGCGAGUAUGGACGUCUGGGACAUGGAGAUAACCAAACGCAACUAAAACCAAAACAGGUCCAGUCUCUAGCCAGUCAUCGUGUAAUUGACGUAGCUUGCGGUAGUCGCGAUGCCCAAUCCAUUGCUUUAACCGAUGAUGGCACGGUAUGGACGUGGGGAGACGGAGACUUUGGUAAACUUGGCCGAGGAGGGAGUGAAGGUUGUAGCACGCCUCACCCAGUUGAUAAGCUACAGGGACAAGGUGUCUGUAAAGUAGCCUGUGGUGCUCAGUUUUCUCUUGCUUUAACCACAUCAGGCCUUGUUUGGACCUGGGGUAAAGGAGACUACUUUCGUUUGGGCCAUGGCAACGACACCCAUGUACGGAAGCCACAAAUAGUGGAUGGUCUUCGAGGAAAAAAAAUAGUUGAUGUGGCUGUUGGUGCAUUACACUGUAUGGCCGUCACUGACCAGGGACAGGUGUAUGCAUGGGGUGACAAUGAUCAUGGACAGCAAGGUAACAACACUACCACAGUUAACAAGCGACCGCAACCUGUAUCUGGGCUAGAAGAUCAUAAGAUAACGCGAGUAGCUUGUGGUUCAUCACACAGCGUAGCCUGGGCUGAGUCAGACCUCCCUCGUCCUACUAUUCAUGAACCUGUGAUGUUCCCAGUAGCACGUGAUCCACUUGGGGCAUCCUGCCUAACKUCUGAAGCAUCUCGUGAUAAACCAGUAACUAUGGCAACCGAUGUCAUAAGCAAUGAAAUCGCCGGCAAGCGUCACAGACCUUCAUUAGCUAAAAUCGUUUUAUCUCUCAAUUCGAAUCAUGAACGCCAACAAUCUUUAAGUCACAUACUGACAUCACUGCAGAUCAUGUAUGCUAGAGAUAGUGUUGUAGAAGCUUUAAUGGAUUCCAAAGCUUUCCUCAGUACUGACCCGAAGGCAAGCCCGCGGGAUGAUCCCGCAGGUAAAGUGACUUCUUUAAUGUCAGUGCCAGAAGUCGAGCUGGAUGACAUCACAUUGACAGUUAGCGAGGAAACCAGGGAUAAACCAAUUGUCGAAGGACUUGAUGAGUUUACAGGGAUCCUUGGUAGAGAAGACGCAAGGCUGUUAGUCGAACUUCUAAAACUUGCUGUGGCUAAUCGCACAGGGGAGCAUGGUAAGGAUGUACUGUCAAGAGUCUUACGGGCGCUAGCACAGGGAAGAUCUGAGGUCGCAGAUAUGCUGCUUGAGUUGUGUAUUACAGAGCUAGAGGAAGUUGCUAUGAAUAACAGUGAUUCUCAUACAGCCUUUCAGCCCGUUGUACAGGAAAGUACUCAUCCAUACACAGAAAAUACCAACACUGCUGGGGUUGUCAAGAUAACCGGAGCCGAAGGCCUGAGAGUGGAGUUUGACAAGCAGUGCUCGACAGAAAGACGUCAUGAUCCACUAACAAUCAUGGAUUCCACUGGUCGUAUUAUAUCAGUGCGGUCGGGUAGAGAGUGGUCGGAAUGGUCGAGUGAACUGAGAAUCAGUGGUGACGAGUUGCGAUGGAAGUUUACAAGUGAUAGUUCAGUAAAUGGUUGGGGUUGGAAGUUUACCGUAUACCCGAUCACCCCGGCAUCUGCUCCAUGUGAUAUUCUAUCUGACAGAUCCUUACUUACAAGACCAUCAAUAGAUCUUGUACGAUGUUUGUUGGACUUCCAGCUCGAAACGAUGUGCAGUCAGUCACAGAUUCCUCGUCUUGCUGCAGCCCUUGCCUCGUGCGCACAGCUUGGUACACUUUCCGCUGGUCAGAGAACUUGGGCGCUUCAUCGACUUUGUAAACUAUUGACGUCUGAAUUUGGACCGCCCGUAGACGUUCCAACUUUACUGGGCUUCAAUCUGAUGUAUGAUGAGACACCAAUCAAGCUUAAGUAUAUCGGCAAUCAAAACAUGACCAAGGCUAUUUCAGCUUCGGCCCUUGGAAGUCUUAUACGAGGACUGCCCGAUGCCUUACGAAGACAGCACGAAUACGAAGAGCCUUUAGUUCGCGGUGGCAAGCAUCUGCUUCACAGUGACUUUUUCAAGGUGCUUGUUGCCUUAGCAUGUGAUCUUGGUAUCGACUUACUGCCAUGUUGUAUGGACCGGCAUGACUGGGCUUGGUUCAGGCGCUACUGUAUGGCUUCCCGUAUAGCAUCUUCACUAGAGUCCAGGCUUCCUCUUCCUUUAGACUUUGUGCAAGAUGUACAGGAGAAGAUAAAAGAGCUGACUACCGAAGGAGAGACGGGAGAAGAUUAUCUGGACCAUACGAUAUUCAAGAGAGAGCAAGACGAACAAUUGCURCUUUGGCUUAAUCAGCGGCCAUCUGAUUGGACCAUGACAUGGGGAGGAAGUGGCACCAUAUAUGGGUGGGGCCAUAACCACAGGGGUCAGCUCGGAAGUAUUGAAGGUGCUAAAGUCAAACUACCCCAAGCAAGUGAGGCCCUAGCUGCUAUAAGACCCACACAGAUAGUAGGAGGUGAACAGACUCUUUUCGCUGUCACUGCAGAAGGAAGGGUGUAUGCUACAGGUUAUGGUCAUGGAGGUAGACUAGGGCUAGGUGGAACAGACACGGUUACAUCAAUGAAAAUGAUCGAGUCCUUUCAACACGUGGUUAUCAAGAAGGUCGCUGUGCAUUCUGGUGGUAAACAUGCCAUGGCGUUGUCUGUAGAUGGAGAUGUAUUCACUUGGGGAGAAGGCGACGAUGGAAAACUUGGGCACGGUAACAGAAAUUCGUGUGACCGUCCACGUGUUAUCGAGGCCCUUCGAGGAAAGGGAGUGRUUGAUAUAUCUUGCGGUGGAUCACACAGUGCAUGUGUUACCCUCAGCCAUGAACUGUACACAUGGGGAAAAGGACGAUAUGGACGACUCGGGCAUGGAGACAGUGAGGACCAGCUAAUCCCUAAAUUAGUCGAAGCAUUACGUGGAUACAGGGUUAUCGAUGUAGCCUGUGGCAGUGGUGACGCGCAGACCUUGUGUUUGACUGAUGAUGAUUGUGUCUGGUCUUGGGGUGACGGUGAUUAUGGCAAGUUAGGACGUGGUGGUAGUGAUGGAUGUAAGGUACCCAUGCGUAUUGAAUCCCUGAUAGGCCUGGGGGUGUGUAAGGUGGAGUGUGGCUCGCARUUCUCUGUAGCCCUCACAAAGUCUGGCGCUGUCUAUACUUGGGGCAAGGGUGACUACUAUCGCCUGGGGCACGGUACAGAUGAUCAUGUACGUAGACCUAAACGUGUAGCAGCACUGCAGGGCAAGAAGAUCAUCGCCAUAUCAACAGGAUCUUUACAUUGUGUAGCAUCUACAGAUACAGGGGAGGUAUACACAUGGGGUGAUAAUGAUGAAGGACAGUUAGGAGAUGGUACAACUAAUGCUAUCCCGAGGCCACGACUAGUCACUGCACUGCAGGGCAAAAAAAUCUCUGGUGUGGCGUGUGGGUCAGCUCAUACCAUUGCAUGGUCAACCUCCAAACCAACCAAUGCUGGGAAGCUCCCUACUGAAAUACCCAUGGAGUAUAAUCACCUACACAACAUCCGUUUAAAUGAUCUUCGCAACAGACUUAUCCUACUACACCAGUUCUCUGAGCUUUUUUGCUCGUCCAUAACAAUAUUCGAUUUGCAUACUUCACAAGACGAUGAGCUAGAUAACGGCCCCUUGAUUGGUCUAAAUACUUUAAGGGGCGUAUUAAUUCCUUCAAAUAAAGAAGCUGCGUUCCGCAAGGUUGUUCAGACAACAAUGGUACGAGACAGGCAACAUGGGCCAGUUAUUGAACUUAACAGAAUACAGGUUAAGAAGUACCGCUCUAAAGGGGGCCUAGCAGGUCCAGAUGGAGCUAAGUCCGUCUUUGGCCAGGCCUGCGAGAAAAUGAGUAAUUUUGGCCCAGAAAGUUUGUUUCUCCCUCAUCGUGUAUGGAAAGUAAAAUUCAUAGGCGAGAGUGUUGACGACUGUGGCGGAGGUUACUCCGAGUCUAUCGCAGAAAUGUGUGACGAGCUGCAAAAUGGCUCUCUACCACUACUGAUUGUCACUCCCAACGGGCGAGAAGAGUCUGGUGCUAACCGUGACUGCUUCAUAUUUAACCCGGACGCUAAAUUUCAAACUAACCUUCAUAUGUUCCGCUUUUUGGGAGUGCUAAUAGGAAUUGCUAUACGCACAGGAAGCCCGCUUAGCCUCAACCUGGCCGAGCCAACCUGGAAACAGCUAGCGGGUAUUCCUCUAACGGUAUCCGACUUAGCCGAGAUUGACAAGGAUUAUGUACCGGGUCUGAUGUGUAUUCGGGAUAUGGAUGCCGAGACAUUUGAAGCUAUGGAAAUGCCAUUUAGUACCCCUAGUGCUAGUGGAUGUGAAGUGCCUCUACAUUCAAAGAUCAAGACUAUCUCGCUUGACAAUCGAGAAGAGUACGUGCGUUUGGCAUUGAAUUACAGACUACGUGAAUUUGAUGACCAGGUCGCAGCAGUUCGUGAAGGCAUGGCAAGAGUUGUCCCAGUACCCCUAUUAUCCCUUUUUACUGGCCCAGAGCUUGAAACCAUGGUCUGUGGUAGUCCAGAUAUCCCAUUAGAUCUUCUGAAAUCUGUUGCGACGUACAAGGGAAUUGAUGCCACGGCACCAUUAGUUCGUUGGUUCUGGGACACCUUAGAAGCUUUCUCCAACGCUGAGAGAUCUUUGUUUUUGAGAUUCGUAUGGGGAAGGACAAGACUUCCAAGAACCAUUGCUGAUUUCCGCGGAAGGGACUUUGUAUUUCAGGUGCUAGACAAGUAUAACCCUCCAGAUCACUACCUCCCUGAGUCUUACACGUGCUUUUUCUUACUAAAGAUGCCACGGUAUUCAAGUCAGCGUAUUCUGUGCGAAAAACUCAAAUACGCAGUGCACUUUUGCAAAUCUAUUGAUUCUGAUGACUACGCGCGCAUUGAUUUGACUGGAGAUCCAGCGGAAGGAUUCGAAGAUGUCGAAGCAUUUUGAAUGCAAUCCGAAAUGAGAAAUUUGUAAUUCAGCGUAUUAUGAUUUUCGUCUGCACAAUGGAAUAUAAAUAGUGGAUCUUCUGAUUUAUUGGACAAAACUAUGGUCACGUCUCUUUUAAAUAAAAUUUUKAGUCAAGACUUUGUGUUAGGAAAACGUGUUAGAAAUAAAUAAUGAAUGCCACAAAAUGCAAAAAGGAAAAAAGUGAUAGUUAAACCUAUGUACGAUAAAAGGACAAGCUGCAUUCCAACCAAUUCCAUUCAGCUGCAUAUUGAUAAAAGGAUUGGUCAACUAAAUUAGCUAAAACAAAUCCGUUUAACUCGUUGUGUUUCCACUUUCCGAAUAAUAUUAGCUGGCUUAGAAAAUGUUAACAGACUUUAUAAAAGUUUCAAGAGUGAAAAGGCCUCUAGAUAAUGUUAUUUAUUUCGAGAUAUUAAAUUCUUUCUUUAUA
Molecule: messenger RNA, 15080 nt
Organism: Actinia tenebrosa (Australian red waratah sea anemone)
Lineage: Eukaryota; Metazoa; Cnidaria; Anthozoa; Actiniaria; Actiniidae
Product: E3 ubiquitin-protein ligase HERC2
Biological process (GO): protein ubiquitination
Molecular function (GO): zinc ion binding; protein binding; ubiquitin-protein transferase activity
Source: RefSeq, a predicted model, not a curated record